AGCUGGCUCAGGCCUCAAAGGAAAGCCAGGACGCAGGCUCAAGUCUUAUGACGUGAGUUUUGGAAGACUCGCCCUAACGUGGCUAAUUCUAAUUAGCAAAUCCUUGUCUUCUUCCCAAUCUGACGACAACGAGUAUAUACUUUAUCAUUCUGUGUGCGGCUUCGAUCCAGCCUCUGCUUCAAUCCCCUGCUCUCCAAUUCUAGGCAAAACCAGCUGCUCCAAUCCCAUGGCUCCAAGGCACCCCACGUUUCUCUCUCCUUUCCAACACCAUUAAUUCCACUCACUUGUCCAUGGAUUCUACACAGAUGAUCGCUAUUUCCUCAAUUUUGUCCUGGAUUCCGCUCCCCUCUUCGGUUUUGUGUUAAUUAGUUAAGGGGGUUGUCGGAGAAAAUGGAGGAGAGGGGUGUUCUGUUCGGGAAGUACGAGUUGGGGAAGGUUCUCGGAAAAGGCACGUUCGCGAAGGUUUAUUACGCGAAGGAGAUGGUUUCCGGCGAGAGCGUAGCUAUCAAGGUGAUCUGCAAGGAUCAGGUAAAGAGGGAAGCGAUGAUGGAGCAGAUUCUGAGGGAGAUUUCCGUGAUGCGACUGGUUCGACACCCGAAUGUGGUGCAGCUGAAGGAGGUUAUGGCGACCAGGUCCAGGAUUUUCUUCGUGAUGGAGUAUGUGAAGGGCGGCGAGCUCUUUGCUAGAGUGGCGAAGGGGAGGCUUCGAGAAGACGUGGCCCGUAAGUACUUCCAGCAACUGAUCAGCGCCGUCGAUUACUGCCACAGCCGCGGCGUCUCUCACCGGGACUUGAAGCCGGAGAAUCUGCUUCUCGACGAGAACGAAGACCUUAAGGUCUCCGACUUCGGGCUCUCCGCCUUGCCGGAGCAGCUCCGCAACGAUGGCCUGCUCCACACCCAGUGUGGAACUCCGGCGUACGUCGCGCCGGAGGUCCUCCGGAGGAAGGGAUACGAUGGGGCUAAAGCUGAUCUCUGGUCCUGCGGAGUGAUUCUCUAUGUUCUUCUCGCUGGGUUUUUACCCUUUCAAGAUGAGAAUCUCAUGAAAAUGUACACGAAGGUUUUCAAGGCUGAAUUCGAGUUUCCGCCAUGGAUUUCCACCGAAGCAAGGAGGCUGAUUUCUCGGCUCUUGGUCGCCGACCCACAGAGGCGAAUCACCGUGCCGGCGAUCACUCGAGUGCCCUGGUUCCGACGAGGAUUAACAACGCCACAAGCUGAACAGAAGACUGAAGAAGAAGAAGAAGAGGAAAAAAAAGAAGAGGAACCGGGGAAGCAACCGCUGGCGGAGUCGAAGAAGUCAUCGCCGCCGUUUUACAACGCGUUCGAGUUCAUAACUUCGAUGUCGGCCGGUUUCGAUCUCUCCGGUUUGUUCGAGAGCAAGAAGACGGCGAGGCCCAUGUUCACGUCGCGGUGUCCGGCGGCGGCGAUCAUAGCGAAGAUCGAGGCUGUGGGGAAAGGGCUGAGCUUUAAGGUGGGGAAGGUGAAGGACUUCAAGCUGAGGCUGCGGAGCUCGUCGGAGGGGCGGAAGGGGUGCCUGUCCGUGACGGCGGAGGUGUUCGAGGUGGCGCCGGAGCUGGCGGUGGUUGAGUUCUGCAAGUCCUCCGGCGACACGCUCGAAUAUGCCAAAUUCUGUGAGGAAGACAUUCGGCCGGCCCUGAAAGACAUAGUGUGGACUUGGCAAGGUGACAAUUUUGACGGUAAUGUCGUCGGAGCAGAAACAGAUCAGAGCCCAUAAUCAACACCCCUCGGGGUACGGUGUUUUUGGGGGUUUUGUUUAUAACAUUGGGAUGUACCUACUGUGAGUUUUUUCGUUUUUUUUGUUUUCUUGGCUGUGAUACUUUUGAGGUUUUGCUUUAGUGUUCAGUGAAGUUGUAAGUAAAUGAUGUGUGAUCAAAUUAAAUUAAUUGUGAUGGAUAUGUUCAACAA
Diospyros lotus (date-plum) is the source of this 1922-nucleotide messenger RNA. RefSeq names its product CBL-interacting serine/threonine-protein kinase 25-like. Gene Ontology annotation, molecular function: ATP binding; protein kinase activity. Bases 391 to 1731 code for a protein of 446 amino acids. NCBI's taxonomy places the organism in Eukaryota, Viridiplantae, Streptophyta, Magnoliopsida, Ericales, Ebenaceae. Gene Ontology annotation, biological process: protein phosphorylation; signal transduction. The record is from RefSeq and is a predicted model, not a curated record. The transcript has 2 exons.